Lycium barbarum (goji berry) is the source of this 1026-nucleotide messenger RNA. Its product is annotated as fasciclin-like arabinogalactan protein 21. The coding region runs from base 1 to 1026 and encodes 341 amino acids. The transcript has a single exon. Lineage: Eukaryota; Viridiplantae; Streptophyta; Magnoliopsida; Solanales; Solanaceae. The record is from RefSeq and is a predicted model, not a curated record.
AUGGCUUCCACUACUAAUCUCUUCGUCUUCCUCAUCUCCAUUUUCAUGAUCAUCACACACAUCACCACCACAAAACCAUCACCAUCUCAUUUGUCCACCAUUCUCUCAAAUCUUGGAUUCAAUUCUCUCUCAAACGCAUCUCUUACUACCAUCAUCUCCACCGUUAAUUUCCCACUUACCAUUUUUGCCCCUACAGAUUCUUCUUUACUCAGUUGCCCUUCUUGUUCACUUCCCUUACUUCUUCAAGAACACUCUAUUCUUGGUCUCUACUCAUUUCACUUCCUUCGUACUCUAUCAUUUGGUACUAAAAUAGAAACUUUAGCACCAACUCGUUGUCUUACAAUAACCCCAUCAAGAUUCAAGAACUCGUCUAGGGCAGUGUUUGUUAAUGGGGUUGAGAUUACUAAACCGGAUAUAUACAACAAUGGGUUUAUUAUUAUGCAUGGUAUACAAGGUUAUAUUACUCAUCUUUCUACCAUUUCUUGUAGAGUUGAGAGUUUAACUACUUUGUCAUUCCCUUUUCUUCCACCUCCCACGGUCGCGUUUGCUGCCACUCGCUUCAUGUUAAAAGAUGUUUUGGCACGUUUACGUACUAGUGGUUAUAGUUUGGUGGCACUUGCUAUGAGGGUUAAGUAUCCUGAACUAGCAGAGUUGAAGACAAUGACUAUUUUUGCAAUGGAUGAUUUGUCUAUUUUUGGUAUUGGAGUUGGGCAUGAGUAUGUAAGAAGUGUUGGGUUUCAUAUUGUGCCUAAUAGGUUGUUAAUGGCAUCUGAGUUGGUGAAAUUGGAUGCUAAUACAGAGUUGUUGACAAUGGAGAAAGGUGGUAAAUUGGUUGUUACUACUGCUGGUGGUAAUGGUCCUUUGGUUCCAAUGAGGAUCAAUUAUGUUAAAAUCAAGAAUUUGGAUCUUGUUUAUAAUAAUAGGAUUGUGGUUCAUGGACUAUCAAAGCCAUUUCCGCGCAUUCGUCAUCGUCAAGCUGAUGAUCCACACGAAUUUCAGACAGAUCAGAGGUCAAUGAAGUAUUAA